This is a messenger RNA of Pseudomassariella vexata, 1134 nucleotides long. RefSeq names its product Mo25-like protein. Lineage: Eukaryota; Fungi; Ascomycota; Sordariomycetes; Amphisphaeriales; Pseudomassariaceae. Bases 1 to 1134 code for a protein of 377 amino acids. The transcript is spliced from 4 exons. Gene Ontology annotation, molecular function: protein serine/threonine kinase activator activity. Gene Ontology annotation, biological process: intracellular signal transduction. The record is from RefSeq and is a predicted model, not a curated record.
AUGUCAUUCUUAUUCGGGCGAGGGAGGACGAGGACAAACACAAUUGAUCUUUCCAAGCAAGCCAGGGACCAUGUUCUCAAGCUGGAUGGUGUAGGAGGCGCCGCCAAGGCCGAAGAACUUGCCAAAGUCCUCAGUCAGAUGAAGCUCAUAUUGCAAGGAACACCAGAAUCCGACAGCACACCCGACCAAGUAUACCAGCUAGUCCAAGGCCUCAUCGAGGAAGACUUGCUUCUUUUGCUUGCCCAGAAUCUGCAUCGCCUGCCUUUCGAGUCCCGCAAAGAUACCCAAGUCAUCUUCUCGUACGUAUUUCGAUUUCGCCCGCCAACCGCAUCACCAAAGACCGACCCGGUAGCGCUGAGUUACGUGGUGAACAACAAACCACAAGUGUUACUGGAGCUGUGCCGCGGCUAUGAUCAUAAGGAGAGUGCUACACCUGCUGGGUCUGUGUUGCGGGAGGUCUUGAAGAGUGAAGCCGCAGCUGCCAUUAUCCUAUAUGAUGAUGGUGAAGAACCUGGAUCGAGUUUGAAAGGAGUAACAGCUAUCGAAAGAGAGCGACCGCAAAGUGGAAAUGGCGUCUUCUGGAGAUUCUUUGACUGGAUCGACAAGAGCUCGUUCGAGGUCGCAGCAGAUGCCUUCACUACCUUUAGAGAACUCCUCACCAAACACAAGGAGCUUGUACCACGUUACCUGGCAGUUAACUUCGAGCUUUUCUUCGAAAAAUACAACAAUGUACUGGUCCAAUCCAACAGCUAUGUGACGAAACGUCAGUCGAUCAAGUUACUCGGCGAGAUAUUGCUCGACCGGUCCAACUACAACGUUAUGACGGCAUAUGUAGACCGAGGCGAGCACCUGAAGAUUUGCAUGAACCUGCUGCGCGACGACCGCAAGAUGGUACAGUACGAGGGCUUCCACGUCUUCAAAGUUUUCGUCGCCAACCCCCACAAGUCGGUCGCGGUCCAGAAGAUCCUGUUGAUGAACCGAGACAAGCUUCUGAAUUUCUUAAGCCAUUUUCUCGAGGAUCGCACUGACGACGAACAAUUCAUUGAUGAGAGAGAGUUUCUGAUCAAGCAAAUUCGAAAUAUGCCGCCUACACCUGUUCCACCCACGCGACAGAUGCAACAACAGGGUGUCUAG